This is a messenger RNA of Phytophthora sojae, 1281 nucleotides long. RefSeq lists its product as hypothetical. The record is from RefSeq and is a predicted model, not a curated record. Lineage: Eukaryota; Oomycota; Peronosporomycetes; Peronosporales; Peronosporaceae. Bases 1 to 1281 code for a protein of 426 amino acids. Gene Ontology annotation, biological process: positive regulation of cytokinesis; regulation of exit from mitosis; microtubule cytoskeleton organization. Gene Ontology annotation, molecular function: protein tyrosine/serine/threonine phosphatase activity. The transcript has a single exon.
AUGGCUAGCUCGGCGAUGGCAAACGGUCUCGAGGUGGCGAUCGAGUUCCUGCCCGGUCGGUUGUUCUACGUGCCGCUCAAGAAGGCGCCUCCGCGUCUCCCGGGCACGCACUUCUUCUCCAUCGACGACGAGCUCAUGUACUGGAACUUCUACCUCGACUUCGGCCCGCUCAACUUGGGCCACACAUUCGUCUUCUCCGAGACACUCAACAAGAAGCUGGCGGCUGCAGCCAAGACCGGCGAGGUCGUGUACUUCUACUCGUCCACCCAGGGCCAGCGUCGCGCCAACGCCGUGUGCAUCUUGGGCUGCUGGGCCGUGCUGUUUCAGAACAUGAGCGCCGAGAAGGCCUACGAGCCGUUCCAGCUCAUGCGCUUCCCUCCGUUCCACGACGCCACGCCGUCGGUCUGCACCUUCAACCUGACCAUCCUGGACUGCCUCAAGGGUCUCGAGCGCGCCAUGAACAGCGGCUACAUCUCCAUCAAGACGUUCGACCUGCACGAGUUCCAGCACUUCGAGCGCGUCGAGAACGGCGACCUCACGUGGGUCUCACCCAAGUUCAUCGCCUUCGCCGGCCCGCACAACGUGUACCAGCGCACGCCGCAGGGCCACGUCAUGCUCACGCCCGAGCACUACAUCCCGUACUUCAAGAAGCGGAACGUGACGCUUGUGGUGCGCCUCAACGACAAGCAGUACGACGAGAAGAAGUUCCUGUCGGCGGGCAUCGACCACCUCGACUUGAUCUACCCGGACGGCACGAACGCGCCCAUGCCCAUCUUGAUGAAGUUCAUUGAGGCGUGCGAGAAGACCCCGGGUGCCGUGGCCGUGCACUGCAAGGCCGGACUCGGCCGCACGGGCACGUGCAUCGGCGCGUACAUGAUGAAGCACCACUUGUUCUCGGCCCACGAGCUCAUCGGGUGGCUGCGUCUGUGCCGUCCUGGCAGCGUCAUCGGUCCGCAGCAGCAGUUCAUGGAGGCGAUCGAGAGCAGGAUGCACCAGCUCAACCCGUCGAGGACGUCCAGCGCCAAGUCGGAGCUGGUUCCGAUCACGUCGUCCAACGGGCCGUCGAGUCCGUACGACGCCAAGCGCGGAAGCGGCACCAUCCGCAGCAUUAUGGUCCCCGGACGGAACGCGGCGGCGGGCAUCGUGACCACGAACCGGGUCGUCUCGAACGCGGCCAUCGGCCUCGACAAGACGCAGGGCGACAAGCUCAACGACCAGAAGUACAUGCGCUACCGGAGCACCAAGUCCAGCCUCCCGAGUGGCGGCAACAUGUUCUGGUAA